AUGUUUUGGACCAUCGGCUGUAUUUAUGGGGCAUCCUCCGUUGUAUUUGGCGCGUUUGGAGCCCACGGGCUGAAAAAACACAUCAGUGAUCCCGCAAGGCUAGCAAACUGGUCGACCGCAGCUCACUAUCAGUUAAUUCAUAGCGGUGUCCUCCUUCUAACUGCGGCUGCUGCGCCAAAGAACAAGGUUGCUGCUGCACUUUUCACUGCUGGAAUGACCAUGUUUAGUGGUAGCAUCUAUCUGCUCGUUCUGGAUCCUCAGCGUUUCAAGGCUUUGGGUCCUGUCACCCCCUUGGGAGGCCUGUGCUUAAUUGCUGGAUGGGGAGCUCUCGCUUUUGGCAGUCGAGGAAGACUCGCUUAG
Cladophialophora psammophila CBS 110553 is the source of this 360-nucleotide messenger RNA. RefSeq lists its product as uncharacterized. The record is from RefSeq and is a predicted model, not a curated record. Lineage: Eukaryota; Fungi; Ascomycota; Eurotiomycetes; Chaetothyriales; Herpotrichiellaceae. The coding region runs from base 1 to 360 and encodes 119 amino acids. The transcript has 3 exons.